This is a messenger RNA of Dicrocoelium dendriticum, 828 nucleotides long. The record is from the annotation of a GenBank genome assembly. Lineage: Eukaryota; Metazoa; Platyhelminthes; Trematoda; Plagiorchiida; Dicrocoeliidae.
AUGACUACCGACCGCGGUCCGCAGUUCGAAUCCUCGACCUUCAACGAUCUUCUCAAAUUCCUCGGAUGUCAACGCAUCCGGACUACCGCCUAUCACCCGCAAUCCAACGGCAUGGUGGAACGUUUCCACCGAAAGCUGAAGGCCUCACUUAGUGCCGCAAAUGCAAUAAGCUGGACCGAAGCACUGCUUAUUAUACUACUUGGUAUUCGAUCAUCUCUUAAAGCUGAUUCGCACACGUCCAGCGCCAAACUGGUAUAUGGACAGCCGCUUCGACUACCUGGGGGCUUCUUUUCUGGAAACCCCAGAACACCCCGCUACGACGCGAAUUACGCUCGGCAGUUAGCCACGAGCAGGCGCCAUAUCAAAGUAACCGACGUGCGAGAACAACGACGUAAAUCGUUCGUUCCACAAGGUCUACUGCAUUGCGCUUACGUUUUCCUUCGAGUCGAUGGUCUACGCAGACCACUCGAACGACCCCAGGAAGGUCCAUUUAAGGUUCUUAAACGUAAGGACCGCGUAUUCGUUAUCGACCGCCACGGUAAACGUGAAACUGUCUCUAUCGACCGUCUCAAGGUUGCCCAUGUGGAACCUGAGAUCGACGAUGACUGCCGUCAACCUCCGGACGAGUCAACACAGCCUAUGAUCGACGACGCGCCUACUUCCGAUGCUACGAAGCAUUCUCCGAAAAACCCUUCCGACGCAGUUCCUUCCGAUUCUAUCGAGCCAAAAGCUUCCUCAUCCACAAAACUGCUGGAUCGACAACGCCUCCGACCGAACGUCCGAAAACGACUAGGUCAGGUAGGCGGGUUCAUUGGCCAGCGCGAUUAA